Molecule: messenger RNA, 1472 nt
Organism: Schistosoma margrebowiei
Lineage: Eukaryota; Metazoa; Platyhelminthes; Trematoda; Strigeidida; Schistosomatidae
Source: the annotation of a GenBank genome assembly
GCGGAAUACUACUUGAAUAUGAGAACAUUUAAAAUGCGUGUGAACCAAUAGACGCACAACGAACGAAACGCAGAAGAGCGGUCACAUGUCAGCCAGUUCAAGGUCGUGGAAGCGAAACGGGGCGAGUCUCCCAAGAUCUUAGAAGCUUUAACUCAAAUGAGCCAGAGUAUAACUGUUCCUGUGACUUUUAUACGUUCAUUCAAGUACCGUACAACGUGUUAUUUGCCUUUGUCGAACAUUCCUCAGUCGGCGACUGUAAAAGACCUGUUCGAUCGCAUACAUCAUGAAGUAAAAAUCUCUUCGGUUAUACCUCCUCCUUUCAAGAACCUUUGUUACGAUGCGCUGAAAGUUCGCCAUAAAGCUUUUAACACAAAGUCUGGAGAACUGUUAAUUGAUUUAGAAGGUGAUCCUAUUUCGAGCAAUUCGGACUUAACUCUAGAAUCUCUUGGAAUAGGUAUGUUUAUUACAGAUAUAUCAAGGCUCUUAUUUUCAUGUACGAACAUUUUUAUAUUUAUGUGAAAAAACGUAAUCAAUUGAGAAAAUAUUUGACUUGCUAACCGUUAAUGUAUUUUAAUAGGCGCAGAGUCUAUGAGGUACAAAGUCCUGAAAUGAUAAAAUGAUUUAUAGUUUCGCAAUGAGUCUUAUUAAUCGUUUUAAGUGAAUAAAGAAUUCAAAGGUUGUGUAAAGCACGAGUUUAAUAAAAACAAGUCCGUUAACUACAUAAAAGUAGUGUGUCAGUUUCGGGGGCAUUACUUUCGAACGACCUGGUACGGCCAAGAGUGGGGAGAGUCCGCUCUCCCUCUCCAAAUACUCUCACACGGCCGCGCGUAUAAAGCCUCUGCCAGGGAAGUCCUACUCAUUGCCCUCUCGUGGCGGGGGUGUUGUUUACGAAAAUGAGAGGACGAUAAGCGAACUUCCGGCGCUUUAACCGGAUCACAAACCAAUAGUGCACAUGGGCUCCAGUAUCCUGCGGGAACAAAUGGCGUAUGAACCAAUCGUUGGUCACCGGUUACCAUGGGAUUGCAUCUCCUUACGAUGCUCCACUGCCUUGUGGGUUAGACCAUUAGGUCAAAGGCUCGGGGUGUGGCUCCCUAAGAUAACCACCUGCUUCGAUUUGGGCACCCGGGCAGUAUCACAACCCACGCACAAAUGAUGAACUCUUUAUGUCUAUGGAAACUACCUUUCUCGCUUCGAAAAACAAUAAAUUGAUUCAAAUUAUUAUCAUUACAAUUAUUGUCAUUAUUAAUAUUAUUAUUACCAUUAUUGUUAUUAUUAUCUUCCACAUUAUUCACCCUCUUUUAUACUUAUACAGCGGCUCGUCUUUGGUGGAAAUCCGACUGUAUCUAAACGUUCUCGAGUCACUGUCCGGUUGAAAAUUGUAUGUUACCAACGAAUAUGAGUACUGAAGCAGUUUUUGUGAAACCACGUGCGCCAUUCAAACUGGCUACCUUCAACGUUCGCACACUUAUGCA